AACUGCAUUAUAUGCUUUGAAGAAGUGACAGCUGCAUCAGGCUUUAGUAACGAAGAUGAAAGUAGCAGUCGUGUCGUCAUGCUUAGCCAGUGCAAGCAUUAUUUUCACGACGAGUGUAUUUUCGCGUGUGUGCAAAGUAAAACUUCUGAAUUUUUAGAAUGUCCAAAAUGUCGCACGUUGCAUGGAAUAAAGACUGGAAAUCAACCUGAGGGAACAAUGACCUAUGUAGUACAGAAUGGGAUGCAAAUACCUGGAUUUAACUCUACAUCGGCUAUUGUUAUUACCUAUAAUUUUCGAAGUGGCAUACAGGGGCCACAGCAUCCCAAUCCUGGUGCGAGGUACCAUGCAAAUGCUUUUCCCCGAGUAGCUUACUUACCAAAUACUGCUAAAGGACAAGAGGUACUUCGCUUACUUCAGAUCGCUUGGGCACGCAGUUUAAUAUUUGCCAUUGGACGAUCAUCAACAAGCGGAGCUGACAAUGUUAUUGUAUGGAAUGAUAUCCAUCAUAAAACUGAAUGGCAAAGUAACUAUAGUGGUCAUGGCUAUCCAGAUCCUGACUAUAUAAAACGCGUAACUGAAGAAUUGCAUGCCCAUGGAAUACGCUGA
Trichoplax adhaerens is the source of this 606-nucleotide messenger RNA. RefSeq lists its product as uncharacterized. Gene Ontology annotation, molecular function: ubiquitin protein ligase activity; metal ion binding. Lineage: Eukaryota; Metazoa; Placozoa; Uniplacotomia; Trichoplacea; Trichoplacidae. The record is from RefSeq and is a predicted model, not a curated record. Gene Ontology annotation, cellular component: nucleoplasm. Gene Ontology annotation, biological process: Notch signaling pathway; protein ubiquitination. The annotation marks the transcript as partial. The transcript is spliced from 4 exons.